AAAUAACCGAGAGACAUUGGAUGAGCCAAAUAAAAGAGGCUAAAUAUACGAUAUCGAUCCUAUCCAUUCAAGUCAGGAGUUCACUUUGUAAACAAGGAGGAGGCGAACAUGUCAGGGAAAGACAAGAUUAAUAUUUUCCCCUCCAGAGGGGCGCAGACCCUGAUGAAGGCUCGUCUGGCGGGGGCUGUCAAGGGCCACUCACUGCUGAAGAAGAAGGCCGAGGCACUGCAGAUGAGGUUCAGACAGAUCCUUGCGAAGAUUGUAGAGACCAAGACUCUGAUGGGUGAUGUGAUGAAGGACGCGGCGUUCUCUCUCGCCGAGGCAAAGUUUGCAUCCGGUGGGGACUUUAACCAGAGUGUGCUGCAAAAUGUCACCAAGGCACGCAUCAAGAUCAGGAGCAAGAUGGACAAUGUGGCUGGUACCAACCUCCCUGUAUUUGAGACAUUCGAGGAUGGCGUGGACACUUACGAGCUGACGGGGCUGUCCAGGGGCGGCCAGCAGAUGGCUAAGCUCAAGAUCAACUACAAGAGGGCCAUUGAACUGCUGGUGGAGCUGGCCUCCCUGCAGGCUUCCUUCGUCACCCUCGACAAUGUAGUGAAGAUUACCAACAGGAGGGUGAACGCUAUUGAGCAUGUGAUCAUUCCAAGAUAUGAGAGAACACUUGCCUACAUUCUGUCCGAGCUCGAUGAGUUGGAGCGCGAGGAGUUUUACCGCCUGAAGAAGAUCCAGGAGAAGAAGAAGGCGAUUCGGGACAAGGCAGAGGUGGAGCGGCUGCGUCUCAAGGCCAUAGGAAGGGCCAAGGAGCUGGAGGAAGCCGGCACCAUCUUUGACGACAAUAAUGAGGAGGAUCUGCUGUUUUGAGGGGACUAUUUGGGUGGGUGAUGGGGGAAUAGGGGGUUGGCUGACUGACUGAUGGAGUGAUCGAGUGGGUAAGUGGAUGGCUGGGUGACUGAUGGACUGACUGACUGACUGGCUGACUGACUGACUGACUGGCUUGUUUUUCAUUUCCUUUGACAGAGUAAUAACUUCUUCCAAAAUAACUUUCUGGGACUGACUGACUGAUUAUUGGGAACUUAACUGACUGACUGACUUUUAAACUGACUGACUGACUGAUUAGGGGUCAAUGCACUGAUAGAAUAAAGCCCAGUCACCCAUGUUAUUUUUUAAGUCAGUUAAGAUCGGAUUAAGUCAGUCACCUAACCUAACCAGAAAAUAACUUGGAUAACUGAACUUUCUUUUAUCCAGUUUUAAUAUAUGAAAUGCCAUUUUCUUCUUGGUGUCUGUUGUAAAAAGUGAAUAUAUAUUAGUUUUGGUGUUGGGCUGAGUGGUGGUUGUGGUGGUGAGAGGAAUGAUGUGUGAUGGAUAAGUUCUAAGUGGUUUAAAGGUUGAGUUAUCCAUCAUUCCUCCAGUCUUGGAUAAUAUUGUUAUUCAUUGCAUUCUGAACAUUCUUCCAACAUUUCAGUGACCCUCUUAUCUCAAUCUCUCUCUCAUAUACUUUUAACAGGCUGUAGUGGAAGUUGGUGUUUUCAAGGGUGUUUUUCAUGAUUCCUGCUAAAGUUUAACAAGUGUUCCUUAUUCUGACUGGUUUUCACAGGCUGUAGUGGAAGUUGUUAGUUUUCAAAAGUUUUCAUGAUGUGGCAAUAGUUUAACAUGUUGCAGUGGAAGUUAUUAGGGUUUUGAGGUGUGUUUGCACAAUUUUAGUGAUUAUUUGACUGUAAUGAGAGUUAAUGAAGUUUCCAAGAGCUUCCAUGAUUUAGUGACAGUUUAACAAGGUGUAGUGGCAGUUGUAGAAAUUUACAAGUCUUUUCAUGAUCCUGGUGAUAGUUUAACAGAAAUUGAAGUAAGGUUUGCAACAGUAUUCAAAAGAUCCCAGUGAUAGUUAAACAAGAACCCAGCCCACAUGAAAACAACCUUGAGAACCCAACCAGUCACUCCUUUGGCCUUUAAAGUCAUCAGGGAGGUAAACAUUCCAAAACAAGAACCUUAAAGAGACCAUCCACUCAGCGCCUCUCAGCCCAGCGGCCAGACCAGAUGUAGUCUAUAUAGCGGUGUACAGAAAGAUGAAUGUGAGCUGUGUGUUGCCUUGCAUGUGGUGAUGAAAGGCCACAAGAAAACUGUAGCGACGUACAUACUUACAUUCCACAUAACUCAUUGGUCAUGUAUUUGCUUUAGGAACAGAACACAAGGGUUGGUGUGGGAAGCCAUCUGGCCUACACGUGGCAUUCCCUGUAUGAGAGGGAAAGGGAAGCUGCAAAGAACCAUCAGGCCUACACGUGGCAGUCCCUGUAUAAAAUAUUUCUUUCCUCCUCUCGUCAUUAUUAAACUUGGGUCAUUACCGGAAAUGCUUUGACAGAUGACGAUGUGGAAACAAAAGGGUAAACAAAAAUUAACAUAAACAGGGUGACAACCAUGCAUCAGCUUAGCAAGGAUCCUGUAUAAGCAAUGAACACGCAGCUAAAUCAUGAUACGCACACACGCAGACACACUACACACAGUAAUCAGAUAUGUGUAGGAUUACUCAAAAAAUUAUUAAUGUUACAUAUAAGAUCAAUUAAUUUUCCAAUCUGUUCCAGUGUUUUCGUUUUCCCUUGUUGAGAUUCUAUUCAGAGAUUUUUGUAUUUGUCUUAGGAGUGAGUGUAUGUACAUAGCAUUGUAUUAAACUGUGUGAGGUAA
Messenger RNA from Scylla paramamosain (green mud crab), 2673 nucleotides. Its product is annotated as V-type proton ATPase subunit D-like. The record is from RefSeq and is a predicted model, not a curated record. The coding region runs from base 109 to 861 and encodes 250 amino acids. Gene Ontology annotation, cellular component: proton-transporting V-type ATPase complex. Lineage: Eukaryota; Metazoa; Arthropoda; Malacostraca; Decapoda; Portunidae. Gene Ontology annotation, molecular function: proton-transporting ATPase activity, rotational mechanism. The transcript is spliced from 5 exons.